AGUAAUUGUUACAAAUUAAGACAAAAAAUAUGAAUGAAGACUAAAUACAAUCGCCUCAAUAAUAAAAUAACACGAGGCUAUAAACAGAAUAACUUGACACUACGUGUUAAUUGUGCCCACGUUGCUUUUUUAUGCGCGAUGACAUUUCACGUCCCUUGAAAAUAAUAUCUAUUAACCCGCAGUUUGAAAGACCACGAAUGGGUCAUUAAUUGUGUUAUAUAUCGUAGAAACAAUCGUGAAAUUACCUAAAGCUUUCGUUAGCCAACUGAUGCAAACCCAAAAACAUGGAACCUGAAGUGGUAAAAUGCUAACUCGCUACCUGUUUUUUAAUUAUUUCCUUUUAUUUAUGUCCUAUUUCCUAAUGUAGAAAGAAGAACAUAACAGUACAAAUGAACAAUUUAGCUCAUUCAGUUCGAUUCAGGAUAUUACAAAGGACCAGAGCGAGAGCAUAACAUACAGGGCCGUAACCAGUUAAUGUUGUGAAGGGGGUGGUGACGUUAGUUCUUUUUCUCAAAAAGUGGACAUUUUUUGUCCUUUUCCCCCACAUUUAUAAUAUUAUUUUGAGGUUCAAAUUCUUGUAUGGUCACUGUUUAUACGAAUGCCCCACUCUACACACAGACGGAAAAAAAUGGUUAUCCAGCCGCUCGUCCUGCACUCUUUGAUGCAACAAGUACAUCAUUUGUUGUUGGAUGUGUUCCUGGUUCCGGUUGAUCUAACUAAUGCAGCCUUCUUGGCUGUGCAAUAAAUACAUAAUGGAAAUAAUUGACUAGGGACCAACUGCAAAGCGAAUAAAUGUUCACAGGUGGAUGCUUUUAUGCUAAGAUCGCUUAUGCGGGUCAGGGCUGACCGUGAAACGCGGAAGUCACGCAUGCAUAAAGCCCAUUGUAUUGAGUGGUGUCUAAUGUUGUGUUCAGACCGAACGCGAAUUGCGCGAAUAAAUCGCGUAAUUCGCGUGUACUUUGACGCUUGAACAUUUUAGUUUACUCGCUUCAUUGGCGCGUCAAAUUCGCUUCAUUGGCGCGUCAAAUUCGCUUCAUUCGCGCGUCAAACUCACUUCAAUGCAGACGCGAAUUCGCGUCAUGGGAGGGGCCUCUGCCAGCAGGCUCCAAUCCAUUAUAGAUAAAUUGCUUAAAUUGUGUAAAGAUCGUUUUUGACAACUUGCCAGAUUGUCCGACCUCCUCACUCACUUUCUUCCAAGCAAAAUCCUUUUUAUUUCAGUUUCGAUAAAAGUAAGAUGUAUCGUACAGCUCCAGGUAUCCACAUAAUGCAACGGUGAUUUUGUCCUCCAUUGUUGUUGAGAUUUCUGCGUCCCCUCGCAACAUCAUAAUCACCUGACUGCUAGAGCAAGUUCAGAUUUUUCAACUCGAGCGAAUCGCGCGAAUUGAGCGUUCGCGUGAUUCGCGCGAUACGCGCGUUUCGCGCGAUUCGCUCGAGUUGAAAAAUCUGAACUUUGGCGAAAAUUCGCGCCGCGUUAACCAAUCAGUAGCUUGCUCUAGCAGUCAGGUGAUUAUGAUGUUGCGUUGUCCGCGCAAUUCGCGUCAUUCGCGCAAUUCGCUUCAUUCGCGCCGCCUCAUUCGCGCAAUUCGCGUCAUUCGCGCCGCCUCAUUCGCGCGAUUCGCGCCGCAAGUAGGUCUAUCGCGUCUUUGCAUUGACUUAACAUGUAAAUCACUCGCGCUUGACGCGCCAUUCGCGUUUGGUCUGAACACACCAUAAGGAAAUGGAAACUUGUUAUUUCUGCGAAACUUACUGUCAACACAAACUCAUUCUAUGGAAACAAACACUAGUUUUUUAGGUGAAAUGAAACCGAAACCUAACCGGUUGAAUGAUAUCCACGUCAGUGCUUGUAUGUCCAGUGUCCAGUGAGUAUACCUGCUUCUUUCUGUCCUCAACUCUUUUCUACGACAAAUUUAUGGGAAGUUUUAGGAGGGCUAGAAAAGAAUCAACAUACAUUAACAUGUCUCCACAAGGUCCUUCAAGGCGAGGAAAUAUAGCUAGUGGUCUGAACCAACACUAUGAAGAAAAGGUGCGUCCCUGUAUUGACCUUGUGGACCAUCUCAGAACACUAGGUGUUGAGAAGGACCUGAACCUGCCAGCUAUUGCUGUUAUAGGUGACCAGAGCUCAGGAAAGAGUUCUGUAUUAGAGGCGCUGUCUGGAGUGGCACUGCCCAGAGGAACAGGUAUCGUCACUCGAUGUCCCCUUGUGCUCAAAUUGAAGAGAGUGAAAAAAGAAGACACCUGGCAUGGAUUGUUGUCAUUCAAGGAUCAAUACAAGAAACUCAAAAAUCCAGCAGAAAUAGAGAAUGCUGUCUUGGAUGCUCAAACAGCAUUGGCUGGAAAAGGAGAAGGAAUCAGUUCUGAAAUGAUCACUCUAGAGAUCCAGUCGAGUGAUGUCCCUGAUCUUACUCUCAUUGACCUGCCAGGCAUUGCUAGGGUUGCCACUGGCAACCAGCCUAAAGACAUCGAGAAACAGAUUAAAGAUCUAAUUGAAAAGUUUAUUAAAAAACAAGAGACUAUCAGUUUGGUGGUUGUGCCGGCAAACAUUGAUAUUGCCACCACUGAAGCACUACAGAUGGCAUUCAGAGUGGAUCCAAACGGUUCCAGGACACUGGGUAUUCUGACUAAGCCAGAUUUGGUGGACAAAGGCAUGGAGGAGACCGUAGUCAAAACCGUUAACAAUCUUGUGAUACCACUUUACAAGGGCUACAUGAUUGUUAAGUGCCGGGGCCAGCAAGAUAUCAAUGACAAACUUACUCUGGCCAAAGCCUUGGAUAAAGAAAGAACGUUUUUUGAUGAAAAUCCUCAUUACAGGUCUCUUCUUGAGGAUGGUAAAGCUACAAUACCCUUUCUUGCAGAAAGACUCACUAAAGAACUGGUUUUGCACAUAUCCAAAUCACUUCCACAGUUAAAGAAACAGCUUGAGAUGAAACUAGCUAAGACCACUGAUGAUCUCAAAGUGCUUGGAGAUGGUGUUCCUCUUGAUCGACAUGAAAGAGACAAUUUUCUGAUUAUGAAACUCAGGCAGUUCAAUGAUGUACUUGAAGGAGUAAAAAGAGCUGAAGAAGACAUAAAAAAUUCAGACAUGAGGGUCUUCACCAAAAUUAGAAAGGAGUUUAGCAGAUGGAAAUGCCUCCUGGAUGACAAAACUGUUAGGACGGAGGAACACCUUCGAGAUGAGGUUGAAGAGUACAUUAGAAAUCGGAGAGGAAAGGAGCUUCCUGGAUUUGUUAACUACGGAACAUUUGAGAGCAUUGUCAAGAAACAUAUCGAGGAGCUAGAGGAACCUGCAUUAAAACUCCUCAAGGAUGUCACAGAUAUUGUUCAUUCUUGUGUGAACACCAUUGUUAGCCAUCACUUCAAGGCGUUCUCUUGCCUCAUGAGGGCUGCUAAAGAUCCAAUUGAAGAUUUUCUUGAAAAUGAGUUUCGGAAAGCGGAGGAGAAAGUGCUGUCUCAGUUUAGGAUGGAGAAGAUUGUGUACUCUCAAGACUCUCUCUACAGUCGCCAGCUAGAAGCUGUAAAACAGCAACCAAGCACAACUGGCUUUGUUUUUUCAAAGGGUAGGAGCAUCAGUGCCGAUGUACGAGAGAUGGCACAGCACCUCAAUGCCUAUUUAAUGAUCACCUCUGACCGUCUGGCUAACCAAGUGCCGCUGAUAGUUCAGUACCACAUGCUGGAUCAGUACAUAUCUCUGCUUCAGAAUGCGAUGCUUGCCAUGAUUGGAAGAAACAUUACAGAAGAUCUGCUCAAAGAAGAUUCUGAUGUUGCUAGUAAAAGAAAAGAGCUGAUCGAGCGCCUGGGGCGCCUAAAGUCUGCUGGCAAAGUUAUGUCCAAGUUUGUGAUUUCUGCACACUGAGCACAGUUUUUUUCAUAUACAGUACAUACCUAGCUUCAGUCUAUGUAUUAGGAUAUGUCAUAUUUUAUGUUGUUUCCACUAUAGCCAGUUUAAAUUAAUUUGCUAGAUCUUAAGAAAGUUGGAUUAUUCUGAUGUUGACUUCACUGUACAUUUAUUUUCCAUUCAGCUGGCUCUGUUUAGGAGGUUUAUUGGGAAGGUCACCAUAGUCUUGUUUGCUGACUGGGUGCCUAAAUAGUACUGGCAAAGUUUUGUCCAAGUUUUUACAUUUUGGACACUGAGCACAGUUUUCUUUGUUAUAGCCUAACAGAUGCUUCAGUUUAUUAUCCAGUCUAUUUUAUAAGGAUGUCAUAUUUUAUGUUGUGUUCCACUGCAGCCGGUUAAGUUAAUUUGCUAGGUGUAAAGAAAGUUACAUUGUUCUAAUGUAGACCACACCAGUUUUUUUCCAUUCAGCUAGUUCUGCCAAGAAGGUUGUAUAUAUAUUGAACAGUUACAUAAAUAAACCAUUUAACUGCUGUAACACAAUCUUCAGCAAAUUAUUAUUGGUUUUUUUUUAAUGUCAAGCGUUUUCCCAAAAAGAAACAUAUUUGAAAUUGUGUUAAGUAGGCUAUUAUUUUAUUAAAACUACAAUACAGACGUACGCUGUUCCAGACAUCUCGGAAUUACGACAUUUCCCACCUCAACAUCAUCAUUAGAGGCGGGGAGUUCAUAAAGGGCAAAUAUGACAUUGAGGGGAGACAUACAUUAUUACAUAAAAUGAAACCAAACCCCAUGAUUUUGAAGACGACUCGCGCUCGUGUGUCUAGGCUCUCUAUCGGUGGCUUGAAUUCAGUGAGUAUUCAUUUUUUCCACAUUUUAACCCAAUUGCUAUUCUAUUGUAGCUAUAUGUUUUAGGAUCACUAUUUAAUUGUCAAAUUUGUUUCGAAGUUCAUGCACUUUUGGCUGACCAUAUUUUUAAGGUUAUUCUAAGAAUACUUAUGUAGCCUAAAUCCAAAUGAUUGCGCGAAUGGUUUGUGAAAACUCGAACAUCUAAAACGUUUAUACCAAACUUAUUAAAUAUACUGUAAAGGAAGCUGAUCCAUUGACGUUUAAGGGAUAUUAAAAUGUUAAUUUAUUCAAUUGAAUAACACAUUUAGAAAGGUUAAUUAUAAAAAAUACAAAUGCAUCUACAAUUAAACAAGAAAUAAACGAUAUAUGUGAAUGCUCAGGGGUUGACAUAAGUGGUGCGCAGCGCGAACACAAUUAAAAUGCGCACUGUAAAUAGGUUUAGACCGCUUAUUUGCGUACUGACAUGGUUGAAACCUCUUGAUGCAGAAUCACCGUUUUAGACCGACUAAGUUUUAUACUGGAUAAGAUUUCCGUUUGAACCGAUUGUGCUAAAACUACUGAUAUCUCGUUAUUGGUAUUGGUAGCUCCGCAUUUGUUGGUUCUGGUUUCGGUAGAGAAGCAUGCGACACGCGCAGCCUCUGUGAAUGUCUGGAUCUACACAGCGCGCACGUCUACCAAAACGCCGCUUCUCUUAAACUUUCUAUAAGGACAAGCUGUUUAAACUUGACACUUGCACGCAGCUUGUGUUUCUCUAUGCUAUUCUCGACCCUAGCUCCGCACCGCACUGCAAGUCUCCAUGUGCGCACCCAAGUGCACUUCCCAGCAACCUGCCAAAAACGAAAAAAGGUUGUCGUUUUAGGUUUCAAAAUUGGUGUUGAAAAUGAAUAUUUACUAAUGUCAAAAGAAAAACAAGAAGAAAUACGUUAUAGAUGUAUUUUAAGUGUACUUUAAAAUAAUAUAAAUAUAGUAUUAUCCCACUUUAUUAUUUUGUUUAUUGUUCUUUAAAAAGUAACUACUUUUUUACUUUUAUAUUUAAUGGGUAAAUAUAAUCUGUCACACUAUGUGCAAUGUGAGCACCAAACUGAAUCUCUAGGUGCUCUCUUGAGAACCAGUUAAAAAAACGUAUGUGCACUCCUUUGAAUGCUCCAUCUCUUGAUCCACUCCAUAACAUCAACUGUUUCCGAAAGUCGCUCAUUUGCAAAAAAGUUAGUUUAAAUGUAACAAUGUAACAAUCCCCACAGUGAAGUUGGUUUUGAGUCGUACUGAGCGGAGUAUAUUGAGCUUCAAUUCACUGUUGAGCAAAACUGUCGAUUACUCUGAAAUCACGUGUUGCAAACAGGGUUGGAACAAAGUAUUCUCUCUACCUUAAAUUUACUGAAAGUGAAAGUUGAAUUGUGUUGAAAUUUGACUCCCUGCCAGAUUAAAAAUCCCCUAAUUUUCCACUAUGGGUAGGAGGAUUAGGUGUGGCAUCACGGCUUCGUUUUGGGAGUGUCAGUAAAUUUACAGUACAGCAUGCUUUCGAAAAUAAAUGUUUUACCCUUUUUGCAUUUCAUUUACAUUGAGAGUUUAUUACAGUUUUGUCAGGAAAACUCCAAAAGCAAAAACCACAAGGUGCAGCACGGAUAAUAACCCCUUACGUUAGUUUCUGGUUCCCAGAAAGUCUUUUUUAGGGUUUCUUUUUUGUUAUCAUUGAGGAAAUAAAACUUUAGUUUCAUGGCUUCUAUAAUGUUGGGAGAACGUUCCUUAACGUUAGUUGUUGGUUCAGAGAUCGUUAUGGGAACCUGAUACUAACGUUCUAUUUCCACAAAGAUAACAUUCCUGGAGAACCAAAAAGGAACCUGGGAACCUAAAAUUGUUAGCUUUGAAUCCACUAGGCUGUGUACAGAUAAUAAUCCACAAGGCAGAGUUCAGUUAACAAUGAUCCCAGAGUCCUUCUUGACCACAUGGGAGGUAAUCACUGGAGAUAGCGUCCACAAGACUGACAAGCAACAUACGCUCGGACGAAGUCCAUAAAUCCGACAGGAGACGUUCACAGGAGUAAUAUUCUUGACCUUAAGAUUUCCUCUAAAUGCAGAGCGGCACGGCAGACUGGAAAGCCCUUCCACGAGCUAUCCAAAUGACCAGCCAGGAAACCAUGGUAUACAUUGCAGGACUUGCACUGCAGGCAGACAAGAAGUAGACAAAGUUGUGGCAAAAACAUCACUGGAGCUUAGAGGAAAAAUGUGAUUAACUAGGAAACCCAAAAACUAAGAAUUUACUCGACAAAUGAGAAAGCAGGAGGGGAGAGAGAAACCAAAACCAGUCCAGGGUGAGGAGAGCAGAACAAUAAUGAGAAAGCAAGCGCGGGAAAUGAGGGGUUGUGGGUAACAGACAGAGAGACCGAACGCAUGGCAAGCCAAAUCAUGUGUUCGAAACAAAACAAACAACCCUAACAAAGUGCUUAGACCCCGCGACCCGACAAUUUUGCUCAUACAAAGCAUAUAAUGAGAGCAUGCAAAGUGCGUUUAAGGUAUGACAACGGAAAAGUAUGAUUUUUGUGAUCCAUCAAGCAGAUGGAGCUUCAGUUUAUUAUCCAGUCUAUUUUAUAAGGAUAUCACAUUUUAUGUUGUGUUCCAGUGCAGCCGGUUAAGUUAAUUUGCUAGGUGUAAAGAAAGUUACAUUGUUCUAAUGUAGACCACACUAGUUUUUUUUUCCAUUCAGCUGGUUCUGCCAAGAAGGUUGUAUAUAUAUUGAACAGUUACAUAAAUAAACCAUUUAACUGCUGUAACACAAUCUUCAGCAAAUUAUUAUUGGUUUUUUUUUAAUGUCAAGCGUUUUCCCAAAAAGAAACAUAUUUGAAAUUGUGUUAAGUAGGCUAUUAUUUUAUUAAAACUACAAUACAGACGUACGCUGUUCCAGACAUCUCGGAAUUACGACAUUUCCCACCUCAACAUCAUCAUUAGAGGCGGGGAGUUCAUAAAGGGCAAAUAUGACAUUGAGGGGAGACAUACAUUAUUACAUAAAAUGAAACCAAACCCCAUGAUUUUGAAGACGACUCGCGCUCGUGUGUCUAGGCUCUCUAUCGGUGGCUUGAAUUCAGUUUUGAGACCAGCUCUGCAAACGCUCGGUUCUAAGUAUUGAAGACACUUGGAAGUAAAUUCCCACCACUUUGAUUGGAUAGCAAUUUACGUAGUUGGAGCCUUCUGUCGAUUUGGUUCGAGACGUAACGUAAGGUUACACAUUAGCACCAUUCACAGUUUUCGUAGGUCAUUAGUAUUAUCUGGAGACCUUCUGUGAUUUAUAAAUGACCAGUUUUUCAUUAGUUUUUCAUGUGACGCAUUAGCAAGGGAUGAUUUUACUCAAAUUUACGGAGUUAUUUCCCGGAUAUGAUGGCAAGGCUUUGUGUAUAGUUUAUAUAGCCUAUACUUGUUUUGCAUUUAAUGAUAUAUGACCGUACCUGUAAGCAUUUGAGACCAGUGAUCCUGAAACGGACAAAAGAUCACCGCGAUCGCGGGCCUCAAAUGUUACGAGAGUUUCCAUGAUAAAUAAACAGACGGGAGACUCCCGGUAACUUGUGGAUAUCACCCAGCACCUGAAAUAAUACCAAAACACUUCAAAGCAGCCUCCAUUCUUUGCAAACAGUGUGUAAAACCUUGAAAAAAUAUAUAUGAGCCCACUGAAUCACAGAGAUGGCGAUUCGCACGGGCUUAAGACAACCAUUGCUUGUGAACCAUGGCAUUGCUUUUUAAUUUUAAACUCUCCACAAAUUGAGUCUCGACCUGUGCCUUGUUCACGAAGGAAUCCUCGGAGAAAUGAAAUGAACAAACGCUCCAUGUUUUUUCCACAUGAGCUGGAACGUCUUUAAAAAUAAACUUUACCCCUGCACUCCUAAUAUCGGAAUCCGAAGGAAGGUUAUGCAGCGACAAGUUUUAUUCCACAACCAGGGAUGGCACAAUAUUUAGCUAUCUUUAACGGCAUGUUUGUUUAUUGCUUGCUCGCUCUAUUGCAGUUCCAUGCCACUGGUUCUGUCAUGCGUGAACCAGUGGGUGGGGAUAGAGAUGCAGUCAUUGAUAUUUUUUUCUGUAGGUGGUGUUCAACCUAUCAAUGUCGUCAUAGAUAGGUGCAUUCCAGAACCUGGCGUUCCGUUCGCUGUGCUUGGUGUCAAUAAUAGAUGUAAUCUCAGUAACAAAGGCGUUUUCAGUUCCGACACUCACAUGAUGUUUGCGUGAAUACGAUUCCCUCUUAUAUAACAAAGGGUCGGGUUAAAAUUGUGAUAUUAAUUCAUGCCUCCUUUAACUUGCGUAGGAAUUUAUUGAAAUUGGUUGCACUGCGACAUUAUUUUUUAGGCAACGGCUGGAUUUUUGUGUUGCCAGCAGCACUGAGCAGAGUAUUUGAAAUGCGUUUAAUCAUUU
Triplophysa dalaica is the source of this 9066-nucleotide messenger RNA. RefSeq names its product interferon-induced GTP-binding protein Mx-like. The transcript is spliced from 13 exons. Gene Ontology annotation, molecular function: GTP binding; microtubule binding; GTPase activity. Gene Ontology annotation, biological process: defense response to virus. Gene Ontology annotation, cellular component: nucleus; membrane; cytoplasm. NCBI's taxonomy places the organism in Eukaryota, Metazoa, Chordata, Actinopteri, Cypriniformes, Nemacheilidae. Bases 1823 to 3850 code for a protein of 675 amino acids. The record is from RefSeq and is a predicted model, not a curated record.